Messenger RNA from Gavia stellata (red-throated loon), 5556 nucleotides. It is a transcript of the gene MYO5B, whose product is annotated as myosin VB. NCBI's taxonomy places the organism in Eukaryota, Metazoa, Chordata, Aves, Gaviiformes, Gaviidae. Gene Ontology annotation, cellular component: cytoplasm; myosin complex; actin cytoskeleton. The transcript has 40 exons. The record is from RefSeq and is a predicted model, not a curated record. Gene Ontology annotation, molecular function: microfilament motor activity; ATP binding; actin filament binding. The coding region runs from base 1 to 5556 and encodes 1851 amino acids. Gene Ontology annotation, biological process: actin filament organization; vesicle transport along actin filament.
AUGUCCGCCGCGCAGCUCUACACCAAGUACACUAGAGUUUGGAUUCCUGACCCUGAUGAAGUUUGGAGAUCGGCAGAAAUUAUCAAGGAUUACAAAGAGGGAGAUAAAAGCCUCCAUCUGAAACUAGAAGAUGAAACUCUCUACGAAUAUCCUAUUGACCUCCAAGGAAAUGAGCUGCCUUUCCUGCGCAAUCCGGAUAUCCUGGUGGGAGAGAAUGACCUGACGGCCCUGAGCUACCUGCAUGAGCCUGCGGUCCUCCACAACCUCAAAGUCAGGUUCCUCGAGUCCAACCACAUCUACACGUACUGUGGUAUUGUACUUGUUGCCAUCAAUCCAUAUGAGCAGCUGCCAAUCUACGAACAAGAUGUCAUCUACGCGUACAGUGGCCAAAACAUGGGGGAUAUGGAUCCUCACAUCUUUGCGGUGGCAGAGGAAGCCUAUAAGCAGAUGGCCAGGGAUGAGAAGAACCAGUCCAUCAUCGUGAGUGGGGAGUCGGGUGCUGGAAAGACCGUCUCUGCCAAAUACGCCAUGCGCUUCUUUGCAACCGUUGGUGGUUCUGCCAGUGAGACCAACAUUGAAGCCAAAGUCCUUGCGUCGAGCCCAAUUAUGGAGGCGAUUGGAAAUGCUAAAACAACAAGGAAUGACAACAGCAGUCGUUUUGGGAAAUACAUUCAGAUAGGCUUUGAUAAAAGAUACCACAUCAUUGGUGCCAACAUGAGGACCUAUCUGUUGGAAAAAUCACGUGUUGUAUUCCAGGCGGAGGAUGAGCGCAACUACCACAUCUUCUAUCAGCUUUGUGCCUCAGCGAGUCUUCCAGAAUUCAAAGACCUCGGACUAACAUGUGCCGAAGACUUUUUCUACACUUCUCAGGGAGGUGACACGUCUAUCGAUGGCGUGGAUGAUGCUGAUGACUUUGAGAAAACCAGGCACGCCUUCACCCUGCUUGGAGUGAAGGAGUCUCAUCAGACGACCAUUUUUAGGAUAAUUGCUGCCAUUCUGCACCUAGGGAACUUGGAAAUCCAAGCGGAGCGAGAUGGCGAUGCCUGUAGCGUAUCGAGCGAGGACGAGCACUUGAACAACUUCUGCGGCUUGCUGGGCGUGGAGCACAGCCAGAUGCAGCACUGGCUUUGCCAUCGCAAACUCGUCACCACGGCCGAGACCUACGUGAAGAACAUGUCUGUGCAGCAAGUGGUGAACGCCAGGAAUGCCCUGGCCAAGCACAUCUACGCCCAGCUCUUCAACUGGAUCGUGCAGCACAUCAACAAGGCGCUGCACACCACCGUCAAGCAGCACUCCUUCAUCGGCGUGCUCGAUAUCUAUGGGUUUGAAACUUUUGAAGUGAAUAGCUUUGAACAGUUCUGUAUCAACUAUGCCAACGAAAAGCUCCAGCAGCAGUUCAACUCGCACGUGUUUAAGCUGGAACAAGAAGAGUACAUGAAGGAGGGAAUCCCUUGGACUCUCAUAGACUUCUACGAUAACCAGCCCUGCAUAGAUCUUAUAGAGGCGAAACUUGGUAUCUUGGACCUACUGGAUGAAGAGUGCAAGGUUCCCAAAGGCACCGACCAGAACUGGGCGCAGAAGCUGUACGACCGGCACGCCAGCAGCCAGCACUUCCAGAAGCCCCGCAUGUCCAACACCUCCUUCAUUGUCCUGCACUUCGCCGAUAAGGUGGAAUACCAGAGUGAGGGAUUUCUGGAGAAGAACAGGGACACUGUCUAUGAGGAACAGAUCAACAUCCUGAAAGCCAGCAAGUAUCAAAUGGUAGCAGACUUAUUCCAAGAUGAGAAAGAUGCUGCAUCCGCCACUUCCAUGGGAAAGGGAACAUCCAAAAUCAGCGUUCGUUCUGCCAGACCAGUGAUCAAAGCUGCCAAUAAGGAGCACAAGAAAACGGUGGGGCACCAGUUCCGCAACUCGCUGCAUUUGCUCAUGGAGACUCUGAACGCCACCACCCCGCACUACGUGCGUUGCAUCAAGCCAAACGACGAGAAGCUCCCCUUUAAAUUUGAUCCGAAGAGAGCAGUGCAGCAGCUGAGAGCUUGUGGAGUGCUGGAGACCAUCCGCAUCAGUGCAGCUGGCUUCCCGUCCAGAUGGUCCUACCAUGACUUUUUCAAUAGGUAUCGUGUUCUUAUGAAAAAGAGAGACCUCUCGAAGAAUGACAAGAAGCAGAUCUGUCAGACCCUGUUGGAAGACCUCAUUAAGGAUCCAGACAAGUUCCAGUUUGGACGUACCAAGAUCUUUUUCCGUGCAGGCCAGGUGGCAUAUCUGGAGAAACUGCGAGCAGAUAAGUUCAGAGCUGCCACAAUCAUGAUUCAGAAGACGGUGCGGGGCUGGCUGCAGAGGGUCAAGUACAAAAGGCUGAGACAAGCUGCAGUCAUCAUCCAGCGCUACACGCGUGGGCACCUGGCGCGGAGGCUUGCCGAGCACCUGAGGAGGACGAGAGCUGCCAUCAUCUUCCAGAAGCAAUACCGAAUGCUGCGGAUCCUCCGAGCUUUCCAGAGGGUCCGCAACGCAACCGUCACCAUUCAGGCUUUUGCUCGGGGCAUGUUUGUUAGGAGGAUUUAUCACAAGAUCCUUGCGGAGCACAAAGCCACCAUCCUCCAGAAGUACGCCCGUGGCUGGCUGGCCCGCACUCGCUUCCACCGGGUCAGGGGUGCCACCAUUGUCCUGCAGUGCUACUACCGGCGCAUGAAGGCCAGGCAGGAGCUGAAGGCACUGAAGAUCGAGGCCCGCUCAGCACAGCACCUGAAGAAGCUCAACAUUGGCAUGGAGAACAAGGUGGUCCAGCUUCAAAGGAAGAUUGAUGAGCAGAACAAAGAAUACAAACUUCUGAAUGAGCAGCUCUCUACGCUCACAUCAGCCCACUCCUCCGAGGUGGAAAAGCUGAAGAAGGAACUGGUGCAAUAUCAACAGAGCCACUGGGGUGAUGGCAACCAGCUUGUCAGCUUGCAAGAAGAGAUGGAGCACCUCCGGCUGGAGCUUGAAAAAGCUCAUGGUGAGAGGAAGGUCGUGGAAGACAGCUAUGUUAAGGAGAAAGACCUACUGAGAAAGCGCAUAUCCGACUUGGAAGAAGAAAAUGCUCUCCUGAAGCAGGAAAAAGAGGAGCUUAACAGCAGAAUCCUGUGUCAAUCUGAAGAUGAGUUUGCGCGCAACACAGUUGAGGAAAAUAUUCAGAUGAAGAAAGAGCUGGAAGAAGAGAGGUCUCGUUAUCAGAACCUGGUAAAAGAGUAUUCAAGGCUGGAGCAGAGAUACGACAACUUGCGGGAUGAAAUGACUAUUAUGAAGCAAGCACCGGGGCACAGGAGAAACCCAUCCAACCAGAGCAGUUUGGAGUCUGAUUCCAAUUAUCCAUCCAUAUCGACCUCUGAGAUAGGAGACACCGAGGAUGUCAUACAACAAGUGGAGGAGGUCGGGAUGGAGAAAGCUGCCAUGGACAUGAGCCUCUUCCUAAAGUUACAGAAGCGAGUGAGGGAGCUCGAGCAGGAGAGGAAGAAGCUGCAAACCCAGCUGGAGAAAAAGGAGCAAGAGAACAAGAAAUCCCAGGUAAUUGAAAUGAAGACUGAAAUGACUUCGGACCACGAAGAUUUUGCAUACAACAGUCUGAAGAGGCAAGAGCUGGAGUCGGAGAACAAGAAGCUGAAAAAUGAACUUAAUGAGCUGAGGAAGGCUAUCGCAGACCGAGCAACCCAGAACAACUCAUCCAAUGAUAUUCAGGACAGUUAUAACCUCUUACUGAAUCAGCUGAAAUCAGCCCACGAGGAGCUGGAAGUGCGGAAAGAAGAGGUGCUCAUCCUGAGGACACAGAUUAUAAAGGCAGCCCAGCAAAAAGAGACAGGCAAAAACAUGGUAAUUGAGAGGGAAAGCAUCACUACCAAUGCCAGCUGGCCGAACAGCGACAAGCACAUUGAUCAGGAGGACGCGAUUGAAGCCUACCAAGGGAUGUGCGAGACGAACCGCAAGACUGAGGACUGGGGGUAUCUCAAUGAAGACGGAGAGCUCGGCUUGGCUUAUCAAGGUUUAAAGCAAGUUGCCAGGUUACUGGAAGCACAGCUCCAGGAUCAGAGAAGAGAGCAUGAGGAGGAGAUAGAAGCUUUGAAAAAUGAGGUGGAUGCGAUGAGAGAAGAGAUGGAGAAACAGCAGCAGGCUUUCCUGCAGACCCUGCAGCUGUCUCCGGAGGUCCAGGUGGAGUUUGGACUUCAGCAAGAAAUUACACGUCUCACCAAUGAAAAUCUGGAUCUUAAAGAACUGCUGGAGAGGUUGGAAAAGAAUGAAAAGAAGCUGAAGAAGCAGCUGAAGAUUUACAUGAAGAAGGUCCAAGAUUUUGAAGCAUCCCAAGCCACGGUACCGGCGGAGAGGAGGCGGCAUGAGCGUAACAUGCAAGUUGCAGUCCAGAGGAAGGAGAAAGAUUUUCAGGGCAUGUUGGAAUAUUAUAAAGAAGAUGAGCCACUUCUCAUCCGAAACCUCAUUACAGAUCUCAAGCCCCAGGCAGUGUCUGCUACUGUUCCUUGCCUUCCUGCCUACAUCCUCUACAUGUGCAUCAGACAUGCGGAUUACAUCAACGAUGACCAGAAAGUGCACUCCUUGCUCACCUCCACCAUCAAUGGCAUUAAGAAAGUGCUGAAGAAACACAACGAUGAUUUUCAGAUGACGUCAUUUUGGCUGGCGAAUACGUGUCGCCUCCUGCACUGUUUAAAGCAGUACAGCGGAGACGCGGGUUUUAUGACACAAAACACACCUAAGCAGAACGAGCACUGUCUGAAGAACUUUGACCUGACCGAGUACCGCCAGGUGCUGAGCCACCUCUCCAUCCAGAUCUACCAGCAGCUCAUUAAGAUAGCAGAGGGCGUACUCCAACCCAUGAUCGUGUCUGCGGUGUUGGAAAAUGAGAGUAUCCAGGGGCUUUCUGGGGUCAAACCGAUGGGCUACCGGAAUCGCUCCUCCAGCAUGGUAGAUGGUGAUAGCUCCUACAGCUUAGACGCAAUCAUUCGCCAGCUGAACAUCUUCCACAGCAUCAUGUGUGACCAGGGCCUGGACCCGGAGAUCGUGCAGCAGGUCUUCAAGCAGCUCUUCUACAUGAUCAACGCGGUCGCCCUGAACAACCUCCUCCUGCGGAAGGAUGUCUGCUCGUGGAGCACGGGCAUGCAGCUAAGGUUUAACAUAAGCCAGCUGGAGGAAUGGCUGCGUGGGAAGAAUCUGCAGCAGAGUGGAGCGGCACAAACUUUGGAGCCUUUGAUUCAGGCGGCACAGCUUUUACAGCUGAAAAAGAAAACCUCAGAAGAUGCCGAGGCCAUCUGCUCCUUGUGCACAUCGCUCACGACACAGCAGAUUGUAAAGAUACUUAAUCUCUACACUCCUGUGAAUGAGUUUGAAGAACGUGUGACAGUAGCUUUCAUACGAGACAUACAGAUGCACUUGCAAGAGCGAAACGACCCUCCGCAGCUGCUGUUAGACUUCAAGCACAUGUUCCCAGUUUUGUUCCCAUUCAACCCAUCCUCCAUAACCAUGGACUCGAUUCAUCUCCCUGCUUCUCUCAACUUGGAAUUUCUCAAUAAAGUCUGA